Messenger RNA from Rasamsonia emersonii CBS 393.64, 339 nucleotides. RefSeq lists its product as uncharacterized. Lineage: Eukaryota; Fungi; Ascomycota; Eurotiomycetes; Eurotiales; Trichocomaceae. The annotation marks the transcript as partial. The transcript has a single exon. The record is from RefSeq and is a predicted model, not a curated record.
CCUAGUCGUUAUCGUUCUUGUUCACCUGAAGCACCCCUAUCGUGUAUCUUUGCGAGACCCCAUUAUAUCGCGAGAAGUCGUUCGAGGAAGAGCCCUUCGCCAGGUAGGCCGUUGUCUCGAGGAAGAGGAGACCCGGGUCGGUUAGACCGUCGCGUGCUCGUGAACGACACAGAGUCAAGAAGACUCCUUGAUCCUUCCCUAACCACCAUCGUUAAGUAUCGACGACUACGGUUGGACCCAACGCGUAACAAUACCUUAGAUUCCCUAAGGGCUAAUAAUGCCCCUAAUCCCUUAUUUUUAUGGCUUAAAAGCCUAAAUUAUAGCUAUAUAGACCUAUAA